AUGCUGUUUUGGCUGAAAGAAGAAAUGGCACCUCAGGAACUCACCCGGCGACUGGCCACAGUGAUCACGCAUGUCGAUGAAAUUAUGCAGCAGGAGGUCAGGCCGUUGGUGGCAGUGGAUAUAAUAGAACAACUUCACAGACAGUUCGCCAUUCUUUCGGGAGGUCGAGGGAAGGAUGGUGCCCCCAUCAUCACUUUUCCGGAGUUUGCUGGGUUCAAACGCAUCACAGAUGAAGACUUCCUAAAUGUCAUGACCUACCUGACCAGCAUCCCCAGUGUGGAGGCUGCCAGCAUUGGAUUCGUCAUUAUCAUCGACAGACGAAGGGACAAAUGGAGCUCCAUAAAGGCGUCCUUGACACGAAUAGCUGUGGCAUUUCCAGGAAACUUGCAGCUUAUAUUCAUCCUCCGUCCAUCCCAGUUUAUCCAGAGGACCUUCACUGAGAUUGGCAUUAAAUACUAUCGAGAUGAAUUUAAAAUGAAAGUGCCGAUCAUCAUGUUAAACUCUGUUUCUGACCUUCAUGGCUACAUUGACCGAAGCCAGCUGACACAGGAGCUGGGGGGAACUCUGGAAUACCGCCACAGCCAGUGGAUCAACCACCGCACUGCUAUUGAAAACUUUGCCCUGACUUUGAAGACCACUGCCCAGAUGCUGCAGAAUUUUGGGGCCUUCCUGGCUGUGACAGAGCUGCCCAGAGGCGUGGCAUGCACUGAAGACCUCCUUAUGUCCCACACAAGACAGCGGGACAAACUGCAGGAUGAGUUGAAAUUGCUUGGAAAGCAAGGAGCCACAUUGUUGUCCUGCAUCCAAGAGCCAGCAAUGAAACACUUCACCAGUAAACUCAAUCCCAGUGAACUUGAGAAUGUAGCUACCAUGGAAAGGUUAUUAGUUCAAUUGGAUGAAACAGAGAAAGCCUUUGGUCAGUUCUGGUUCGAUCAUCAACUGAAGCUUAAUCAGUGCCUACAGCUACAGCAUUUUGAGCACAAUUUUUGCAAGGUGAAGCUUGCUCUUGAUCAUCUGCUGGAAGAACAAGCAGAGUUCACAUGCAUUGGAGAGAGUGUGAUGCAUGUGGAGCAACUUCUUAAGGAACACAAAAAACUGGAGGAAAAAGGCCAGGAAUCCAUGGAAAAGGCCCAGCUGCUUGCAUUGGUUGGGGACCAGCUCAUCCAAAAUCACCAUUAUGCAGUGGACAUCAUCAGGCCCAGGUGUGUGGAGCUCAGGCACCUGUGUGAUGACUUCAUCAACGAAAACAAGAAAAAAUAUGACAUUUUAGGAAAGUCUUUGGAGUUGCAUAGACAGCUAGACAAGGUCAGCCAGUGGUGUGAAGCAGGCAUCUUUCUCUUGGCUUCCCAAGCUGUGGACAAGUGCCAGUCUCGAGAGGGGGUUGACAUUGCAUUGAACGACAUUGAGACAUUCCUGAGUACUGCCAAGGAGUGCUGGUUGCUAAACCCUAAGGAAUUUUACAACCAAUUUGAGCUGAUACUCACCCCUGAUGUAAAGGACAAAGCCCAGAAAGUCCUGCAGAAGCUGGGUGACGUGCAGGAAAUCUUUCACAAGAGGCAAGUGAGUCUGAUGAAACUGGCUGCCAAACAGACUCGCCCAGUGCAACCUGUGGCCCCCCAUCCUGAGUCCUCCCCAAAAUGGGUGUCACCAAAAACCAGCCAGCCCUCUGCCCUGGCUCCUCCCCAAAGGACAUCUGAGGAACUUGGUACAGAGGCAGAUUUGAACUCUCUGGAUAAGGAUGACAAUCAGACUAAAUUUGGAAUCAAGAAUGAAGAAAUACUUGAAAGUAACCUUGCUGGCGAGGACUCUGGGCAGGGACAGCUGAACAGUGGACAAGAACUUCCCCCCAGCAGGGCCGGGCCGCCGCCGCCGGGCUCGGCGCGCGUCCCUGAUGGGGAGGGGGCCGGAGCGGGGCGGGCCCAGUCGGGGGCUCCGGGCGCGGACGUGGGCGCGGCGGCCGCGAGCCUAGGCGCAGCCCUGGGCGUCCGGGGCCGAGCGCAGCCGCGAGUUGCCGAGUUGGUUGACUCUGAUGACCCACCGUCCUCCGCCAGCCAGCCAGCCAGCCUCCCGCCUGGCCCCCGACCGCCAGAGGACGCGACCGAGCACUACAAGGCAGUUUCCCAUGAAUAUAAACUUCUCCUGAGGAGAGGGAUGAUGCGUAAACCUUUACGGAACAUGACUGAGAAGAGUGCAAAGCCCCAUACCUCUAUAGGAGGAAAGCUUCAGGUCUGUUGUACAAGAGGGGACACCGCUAUACCAAGACGCAUCAUACGGGACUUGCUUGAAACAGAAGAGAUUUACAUAAAAGAAAUUAAGAGCAUAAUUGAUGGAUAUAUCACUCCACUGGAUUUUAUUUGGCUGAAACAUCUGAUUCCAGACAUUCUUCAGAAUAACAAGGACCUUCUCUUUGGGAAUAUAAGAGAACUUUACGAAUUUCACAACAGGACUUUUCUAAAGGAAUUGGAAAAAUGUACUGAAAACCCUGAACUUCUGGCACGUUGCUUUGUCAAUAGAAAAGAAGACCUUCAAAUAUAUUUUAAAUACCACAAGAAUCUGCCCCGAGCUAGGGCAAUAUGGCAAGAGUGUCAAGACUGUGCCUACUUUGGGGUAUGCCAGCGCCAGUUGGAUCACAAUCUGCCUCUUUUUAAGUAUCUUAGAGGACCAAGCCAAAGACUAAUAAAAUACCAGAUGCUGUUGAAGGCCCUGCUGGAUCUUGAAUCACCUGAAGAUUUGGAGAUAGAUCCAGGUGACCUAGAAGGCUUGGAUAAGGUUGGGCUCCAGAGGACCAAGGAUUCCACAUUCUCAGCUGAACUGCAGCAAGCUUUGACAGUGAUCGAGGAUCUGAUCAGGUCCUGUGAGUUGGCUGAGGGCCUGGCGGCAGUCACUGGAUGUCCGGAUGACAUCGGAAAACUGGGCAAGCUGUUGAUGCAGGGCCCCUUCAACAUCUGGACAAUUCACAAAGAUCGCUACAAAAUGAAGGAUUUUAUUCGAUUUAAGCCCAGCCAGCGGCAAAUCUACCUAUUUGAAAAGGGAAUAGUGUUCUGUAAGAUCCGAAUGGAGCCCAGUGACCAGGGGCUGUCUCCUCAUUACAGCUUCAAGAAGUCUAUGAAGUUGGCGACACUUUCAAUUCGCCAGGUUGGAAGGGGGAGCAAUAAAAAGUUUGAAAUUGCCAGCCGAAGUGGAUUGGAGAAAUACAUCCUGCAGGCCACCUCAAAAGAAAUCAGAGAUUGCUGGUUUUCAGAAAUAAGUAAAUUACUGGUGGAACAAGAAAACAAUGUUAAAGGUAGGGCCAAUCCAAAGCCAGGAGCCUCCUCCAGUAGAAACAGUGGAGUUAAAUGUGUUCCAUGGGUGGAAAACCUAGAAAGAAUCUCCACUAGCAAGCGAGACCCAGUGCCCAGCAAGCAUAGGACUAAAGGCUGCUCUGGCGGGGAGUUGGUCUCCAUGGAAACCACGGAAGGUCGAGAAGGCACAGAAGAUCUGGAAAAGGAAAACAGCGCUCUGAGCCUCUCCGGACUUUUCCAGUUGGACGACGAGGAGGAAACCUGUGCCUCCAAGCCAGUUCUCCCGGAAAGGGGAGAAAGCCCCCGAGCAGAGAAGCAAGACGGCGACGAGGAGGAGAGGGCUGUGAGCCGCACCACUGAAGAGCGCGCCCCGGUGUCCCAUGGCGUGCAGGCCGCUGCGGGGCAGACGGCGGGUUUCCCGGCAAAGGCCGAGCAGGCAAGGGCAGGACGCCUGAGACCCUCCUGCUCCGUUGAUCCUUGA
Molecule: messenger RNA, 3762 nt
Organism: Ochotona curzoniae (black-lipped pika)
Lineage: Eukaryota; Metazoa; Chordata; Mammalia; Lagomorpha; Ochotonidae
Gene: MCF2L2
Product: MCF.2 cell line derived transforming sequence-like 2
Exons: 34
Coding region: 1-3762 (1253 amino acids)
Cellular component (GO): cytoplasm
Molecular function (GO): guanyl-nucleotide exchange factor activity
Source: RefSeq, a predicted model, not a curated record